Molecule: messenger RNA, 1374 nt
Organism: Triticum aestivum (bread wheat)
Lineage: Eukaryota; Viridiplantae; Streptophyta; Magnoliopsida; Poales; Poaceae
Product: protein indeterminate-domain 16-like
Exons: 3
Coding region: 17-1216 (399 amino acids)
Cellular component (GO): nucleus
Molecular function (GO): DNA-binding transcription factor activity
Source: RefSeq, a predicted model, not a curated record
CCUUACAAUAGUCGAGAUGAGCACGAUCGCCACGGCCGCGCCGGCUACGAACGAGGUCGAGGAGACGGCGGAGCCGCCGUCCGGGUGGCUGCAGAUCGCCGCCCCCUCCUCCGCGACCAAGAGAAAGUGCCGGCCAGCCGGCACACCAGACCCGGACGCGGAGGUGGUGUCGCUCUCCCCGCGGACGCUGUUGGAGCCGAAGACGUACGUGUGCGAGAUCUGCAACCGGGGCUUCCGGCGGGCGACGAACCUACAGAUGCACCGGCGGCGGCACGGCGUGCCGUGGGAGCAGCUGCAGAAGCGGGAGGCCGGCAAGGCGGCGCCGCCGGCCCGGAAGCGGGUGUUCGUGUGCCCGGAGCCCAGCUGCCCGCACCACCACCCCUCCCGUGCCCUCAGCGGCGCCAGCGCCGUCAAGCACCACUUCCGCCGCCAGCACGGCGCCCACCGCCAGUGGUCCUGCUCCCGCUGCUCCAGAGCCUACGCCGUCCACGGCGACUACAAGGCCCACCUCAAGACCUGCGGCGGUAGCCGCACCCGCGCCCGCGUACUCCGCUACCCCUGCCACUGCGGCCGCGUCUUCUUCCGGGUGGACAAGUUCGCAUAUCACAAGCAAACGUGCCGCGCCGUUCCCCCACAGGCGGGCGUGCCGUCGGCGCCGGCGUGCGGCGCGUCGUCCGCGCCGCAGCAGCAGGCGACAUCACCGUCCCUGUCCAGCUUCGCCAGCCCAUCCAGUGACAUCCUCAUCGGCGCGGUGUUUCGGCCCGGCGCCGCGGCAUUGCGGAGCCCGACCGUCCCCACGUUCGUCGGGUUCUUGCCGCCGCCAGACACCAGUCGCAGCAGGCACGACCUCGAGCUGCAGCUCAUGCCGCCAUCGUGCCACGCAGCGCCGUACUCACCGCCGGCGCUCAUCUCGCGGGGAGACGACGGCGCCAUCCAGCUGCAGCUCACCAUAGGCCUAUGCAGCACCGACAACCGUCGGGGAGAGGAGUUCAGGCCGUCGUCAUUCCAGGCGCCACGUGGUCGAGCCCGGUGGCGGCGUGCAGUCCACCUCCACCGAGGAGCAGGAGGAGCUGCGGCCGGUGAUGGCCGUGAAGGCGGAGCUGCAGCCACGUGCUCUCCAUCGUCACCGAGCCCCUCAUCCUCGACGGCAUACGGCGGCGGCGUCACCAGCCUGCAAUGGGCAAUGCGUAGCUUGCCAUCUUGGACUGCCUCUUAAUUAGUUGCCUUUCUGUUUUUACCGCGCGGUGAGGUGUGGACUGUCGUGCGGUUGAUCAAGCUGCAUGAAAGCUAAGCAAUAUGGUAGUCUGCUGAUCGACUAGCUAGUUUGUGACUGAUGUCCUUUCCUGUUGGAUUUUCUUCAAACAAUCUCAUCUA